ACUAGCCCUACAAAGGAAGAGAGGUGACCGGGGGUGAAACACAUUGCGGUUAGGCAGGUAGGUGCUCAGGGAAGAGACGGAAAGAUGGAGGAUAUAACAGUGGUGGAAGGCGAAGGAGCCGACGGAGGAAGCGCCGGCGACGCUAUGGUGGUAGGUGAGGGAGAGGGAAACGGCAAGGGAAGCGGAAGCAGCAGCCAGGCUGCGAGAGGGGACCGAGUUAAAGGGCCUUGGUCUCCUGAAGAGGACGCCAUUCUGAGUCGACUGGUGAGUAAGUUCGGGGCCAGGAACUGGAGUCUGAUCGCCCGUGGAAUUGCUGGGAGAUCCGGCAAGUCCUGCCGGCUGCGCUGGUGUAAUCAGCUUGACCCCUCUGUUAAGCGCAAGCCCUUUACUGAUGAGGAGGAUCAUAUCAUAGUUGCUGCACAUGCAAUCCAUGGAAACAAAUGGGCAUCAAUUGCAAGGCUUCUUCAAGGGAGAACAGAUAAUGCAAUUAAAAACCACUGGAAUUCCACUCUGAGGCGCCGGUGUAUGGAGAUUGACAGGGCUAAGUUGGAAUCUGGCAAUAUAGUGGAGGAUGUUAGCUUGGACAAAACCAAAGCAUCAUCUGAAGAAACUAUGUCAUGUGGGGAUGCCAAUUCAUCCAAGUCCUUGGAAGGAAAAGAUGUCAACUCUUCAGAUAACAUGGCUGAUCAGAAUGAAGAAAGGGCACAAAUUGAGGGUCAAUUUAGUCAUGAAGCACAAGAUCCACCUACCCUUUUCCGUCCUGUGGCACGUGUCAGUGCGUUUAAUGUUUACAGUUCUCUAGAUGGCCCAGAACAUGCAUUUCCAUUUCCACGGCCAGUUCCUAUGCAGGGGCCUUUGAUUCAAGCAUCAACACCUGAUGCCGGGAUCUGCAGAUUGAUUCAAGGAGAUUCAGGUGAACAAUUGGUGCCUCAACGAUGUGGACAUGGUUGCUGUGAGAGUCCUAGAGGUGGGAAUCUUGGAAACUCUUUGUUGGGGCCUGAAUUUGUGGAAUUUUCAGAGCCUCCUCCAUUUUCAAGUUUUGAGUUGGCUGCAAUAGCCACUGAUAUUAGUAAUAUUGCUUGGCUCAAAAGUGGGUUGGAAAAUAGUACAGUCAGAGUGAUGGGAGAUGCAGCUGGUAGGACAAUGUCUCGUGGGUCUCAAGGGCAAAUGGCACGGUUUGAAGAGAGUAGAAAGAAUGACCAUUUGCGAUUUGAGGAGGGAAAGAACAAAUUAAUGGGCAUGAUGACUGAUGUGCGGUCUACCCAGAUUGGCAAACAAUCUUUUUCAGUACCAGCUAAAGUUGGUGGCUUGAGUUGAGGUUAAUGCUUGUAUUUCCCUGACUUGCCGGAAAUGCAGUAGAUGAUAUGAUAUGGAAGAGGAUUCCUACAACUGUACUUUCCCAGUGAUGGUUGCUGACUUGCUGCAUGAAUAAAAGAGACCUAGACCUCUGUGAUAGAGAACCAUCAUUGCUAUCGAAGUCUGAGAGGUUGUUCAGUAACCUUUCCACUGGCCUUGGUAUCCUGAGAUCAUCUUAUGGGGGGCCAAACUUCCGCCUGGUACUAAAUUGUAAUCCAUUAUUCUAUGGUUUCUUUCUAUAACGCAAUGGUGGAGUUUACAUUGUCAUAAUGGUUGAUAAAUUAGACAAGAAGGAUAAAUAGUUCUUUGUUUCAGUUCUUUUUCCAAUUAUAUAUGAAACCUGUUAUUUCCAUAUACAAAA
This is a messenger RNA of Vitis riparia (riverbank grape), 1717 nucleotides long. Its product is annotated as transcription factor MYB1. The transcript is spliced from 2 exons. Gene Ontology annotation, biological process: regulation of DNA-templated transcription. Lineage: Eukaryota; Viridiplantae; Streptophyta; Magnoliopsida; Vitales; Vitaceae. Gene Ontology annotation, cellular component: nucleus. Gene Ontology annotation, molecular function: DNA-binding transcription factor activity, RNA polymerase II-specific; RNA polymerase II cis-regulatory region sequence-specific DNA binding. The coding region runs from base 85 to 1317 and encodes 410 amino acids. The record is from RefSeq and is a predicted model, not a curated record.